Molecule: messenger RNA, 8212 nt
Organism: Klebsormidium nitens
Lineage: Eukaryota; Viridiplantae; Streptophyta; Klebsormidiophyceae; Klebsormidiales; Klebsormidiaceae
Source: the annotation of a GenBank genome assembly
CAAAUGCAGAUUGCAGCCUGCGCCUUUUCACCAAGCCUCCAUUGCACCAAAAGCCAGCGCUUGCGGUAUAAGAUGUGGACGGCUUCUGUCUUUCAAGGCAUCUGGAUUGAUGCAUCAUCUUGGUAGGUAUGUGGUUGGCAUCUCUUUCUUUCGCAGCCGGGGUUCAUGCGAUUUACUUUGUAAAGAGCAAAGGAAUGCUCAAGGUGCCUUUCAGGCAAGGAACCAGUCCUCUCCUAAACUUGUGGAUCACAAGUCUGAAAGGUUCCGUAGUGUGCCCUCCUUUGUUCUCUACCUAGGACGGAUGAGACUUCUUGGACCUUGUUGAUGUAGCUCUGUUUAGAAGAGGAUGGAUAGCUUUGUCUGCGGGCACUGCAAGCGGGAGCAGAAUCUGGAGGAUGCCGGGGGCUCAGGGGUCUGCACUUGCACAAAUUGUGGAGCAUUAUUGCAAGUGCCCAGUCUCCAAGUUCUCUACCGCUCGGCCCUUCCUCCCGUCGCUCAAAUCCUGGAGGCCCCAAAACCCGGGUCUCCUUCCAUCCCCCCAACAACAAGUCCUAAGCACACGGGUGACACUGCGGAAAACAGGGCCUCCCAGUCUGGGGUGGUAUCAAGUCGCCCGGUCCCGCUUCAGCCUAGGUCUGCCGCGCCCCAGAGCGUCGACAGGCGGCUUCAGGAGGAGAUGGAAGCUUAUCAGCCCAAGGCUACACACUCCCUUUCGCGGAGCAGUUUGUUUGCAAACGCCCCCACAAGUCCAAUCCGCGCCAACAGUGUGAAGACUGUUGACAUCUCUGGGGGUUCUCUUUUGCGAGCGCCUCUGGGCCGGGGGGUGCAAAACGUGGGUAUUUCGGGGGACUCCGUUUCACCGAAAUCUCCAGAGGGGCAGGAGAGAACGUCGCUAAGCAGCCCUGAAACAACGUCAGUCAGCCUCUCCUUCGGACCGAAGCUUCUCCUGCUCCCCGGAAGCGGAAGAGCUUCCAUACCCCCCUCAACGAUGGAAAAGCCCGCCGCUGAUGUCACAGGGGGGGCUCAAGAAGUGGUCUCUGCUGCGGGUUCGCCUAGCUGUGAAUCAGUUGGGCCAACAUCCGGCGCUGGGAUCGUUUCCCACCGACGAGCUCCGUCCACCGAUUCGGACGGGUCUUCCGCUUCUUCCAGGAGACUGCGGGCCUUCUCUGCGAAACCGGUGACGGAGUCAGACCUCCCCCCUGGAGUGAACAUCUAUGUUGCGCAACCGGUUGUUCCUGACGGGAGCGAGGACGACAUGCCGGAGUUCUGGGCCAAGCCUGCAGAACCCCCCCCAGGUCCACAGGGAAACCUUCCCCCCGGAACACACGUUUUUAUCGCGCAGCCGUAUGUCCCUGGGAAAACCGAGGACAAGGCUACUGAGGGCAGACCCGCAAAUCCUGCACCCCCCCUUGAUUCUUGGUCCAAAUCCCCCCCCAGCACAAACUCCAUUGAACCGUCCCCGUAUGCCUCCAGUCAAUACACAGACACGGCGCGAGAGACGGGCCCCCCAGAGCCUGCCCCCCCGUUUGAUCAGCUGGUAGAGCUCCCCCCUGCAGCGAGCGUCUAUGGUGCGCAACCCUUGGUCGACAACAAGGAGAAGACGCUGGAGGCUUGGGUGAAACCUGCAGCUCCCGACCCUGGUUUCCAGGCAAACUCCGACCCUGGUUCCUCGUUAAACCCUGACCCAGGUAUCUGGACACAUACUGACGCAGGUUUCCAGGCAAGCUCUGACCCCUGGAGCGAAGUAGGGGCGGAGAAGGUUUGGGAGGGCGACGUGCUCCGGAUUUCGGGUGCCAGCGGUGCGAAGGCGAAGAGCAAAGAGGAGCCGGCAAAACCUCCCUUUCAAGCUGCCCAUGUUCCUGUGGGACCCAUAAGCCCCCCGGAGCGAGACUCGCAGCUUGAAACCCAAAGAACGCCCCCCAUCUUUGACGAGCCACAAGUGCCACCCGAAACGGAGAUUCCAAUCGGGACUGACAGAGCGGAGCCCGUUGUGCCGCUAAGCCUCCGGCGAGUGAACUUAGGCCGUAACUCGGGGGGGGAGGAUUCAGGCGUCCCGACCACCCCCCCAACGGGAUCCGGCGCCCCUACAGUGAGCCCCACAAUCCAGAGAGCGAUGCUCGAGUAUCAGAAGAUGAAGGCGCUUUUAAUGGGGGGUAAAAGCAAGUCCGAUCCGCCGAGGGGGGUUCAGGAUACCACAGCAUCGGACCGGGGGGGGUCGGAAGCCGAAGAGGGGGCAGGGUCUGAUCAGGAAGUGUUUGAGGAAAUUGAUUUGGACGAGGGGGGUGGGUCUAAGGCGGAAGCGGAAGCGGGGGGCUUUAAGUCGGGGCUGAAAAAGUGGGCGUCUGGAAUGGAGGGACUCUUGCGUGGGGUGUCGGUUGGAAAGGGUUCCGACAAGAGUGAUACAGACCAGAGUCAGGAUGAUCUACGCGGAGGGGGGGUCCUUAAGAAAGCGGGUUCGUGGGGGUGGGAAGAGGAGCGAGCGGUCGGUUCAGACAGCCUGCCUGUUGCAGAAAAAAAGAGUGUAAGCAAAGAGGGGGAGAAUCAAACGACGAUUGAGAGGGGAGAGUCGACGGUUGGAGAAGGAAAGAGUGUGCGGAAAGCGGGGGAGGAUCGGACAACCAUCGAGGAGGGAGGCUCGGUCGGAAGGACGGGGAGGGGGGCAGAGAUACUUGUUCCCAAAGGAGUGGAAAUCGCGAUCGGUGAAGCGAAAGCACGGAGCGAUGUCCCGGCACCUAUUAGGAGGGCAGUUUCGGAACCGGUGGCUUUGGAAGGGGGGGGUCCUGGAAGCAGCAGUCUGAGGGGGGUGGGCAGACAAGCUAGCUCAGGAAAUAUGAUCGGUGAGGAGAAGAGUUUCAAGCAGGUAGGGACCGGAGCCAACAGCGGCAGAAACCUCGUCGCAAUGGGGGGGUCCGGAAGCGGGAGUUUCAGGGGGGGGGCGGAGGUGAGCCGCAGUGGGAAUUACGGCAGCACCAGCAGCUUGGGUGCGUGGAGCGAUGACUCGGAGUGUGAAUACGUUCGCACGGUGGAAAGAGUUCCGUUGGAAGAAGGGGGGUAUGUGAUUCGGGCUGUGAUGAAGAAGGUUCCAAGAAGCGGACAAUCAUCGCCGCAUCCCGGCGGGAGCCGGGGCGCAAGUCCGGAACCCGCUGGAGACAACCGGCAGAGUGACGUGGCACCCGCUGCGAAAGGUCUGCAAAGUGACGUUGCACCCGCCGAGAGAGCUUCGCGGAGUGAGGUGGCUCCCGUUGAGAAAAGUGGGCGGAGUGACGUCACAUCUGCUGGCAAAGGGUCGGGGAAUACGGUCGCACCUUCUCGGGGAGGCUUGGGAAGUGACGUGGCACCUGCCGGCAAAGGGUUCCGGAGUGACGUGGCACCGUCAGGGCAGGGCUUGAGCGGGGAGGAGGGACUUCCGAUUGGCGUGAGGGAGGAUACGGAGAACCGGCAGUCACCGGGCGUAGUAAGAGACGGCGUGGGAACUAGAGAGGGGCCAGAGCCCAGCGGAAGGGUCUCAGAACGGGACGGGGCAAGUCGGAAAGUUUCGAGGGAUCGGAAGCAUUCAGAACCCAAGCAAUCAGAACCGGAAGCGAAACUAGAAGGGACUGUUAGGGCUUCGGCAGGUGCAGAGUCCAACAGCGGGAUUGUGGAGACGAGUAGCAGUGUGGAGAAACUUUUGGAGAGGGACGGACUGUCCGGAGUGGUAUCUGGGGCUGGAGAGGGAGUGAAGAAUUCGGAUAACGGAGUGGUCCCGAAACGGCAGGGGGACUUUGCAGACGGAGAAGGAAAUGCGGAAAAGGAAACGGCCAAGGCUGAGUCGUUUCUCCCCACGACAAACCUAAGAAACCAGUCGUUGGAGGACAAAACUCUUGUUCGUGGGGGUUCGCAGCCGGCUCAUAAAACGGGCACACUGACCACUGACGACCCCCUUAGGACGGGGCCAGAGCGCACAGCCAGUGCGCCCCUUACGGAGUCCGUGACGUCAGCGGAAGCGAAGAUUGCGUCAUCCAGGCGGCCGGGAAAGUUUCCCGGGCUGUCACGGAUUGCGGUUCCGCCCCCAGCGGAGCGGACGGAACCUUCCGCCGAGACGCCGAAAGUGAUGUCAGCGAGAACGAAGACGGUGCGGCCGGAGAUGCGGACCGGUGCGCCUAGUGCAGCGGAAGCGGGUACUACAGCGUCCCCAGUUGUGACAACCGUUCCGUUGAAGUCCGACUCUCAACGGAUCCACGGACCUGCCUUCGCCGUCUCCAAGCCUCCACCUCUCCCUAACCUAGCCCCUAACCUGGGAGCCUCGGCACCCCUACCACCCUCAAGAACGCAACCUGUCUUCUCUGAUAACGCCGGACGCUUUCCUCAGAAGACCGCCGCCAUCUCUUCCCCCUCCGGCGCUUUCCCUCACGGCGAUCUAUACCCCUUCAUCGGCUACGCCGGCGAACCCGAUCUCAAACCUGCCUCUAACCUGCCGCUAAACCCGCCCGCUAACCCGCUUCCUAACCCCGCCCAAACGGAGAGCAAACCUUUGGAUGGGCCCCCUGUGUUUCCAGUGCGUCAGACACCCCCUUCGUCGCCAAAGCUGUCAAUAAGCCCUCCGACUGACCACGUUCCCUGGACCGAAAAGGCCCUCAGCCCGACUGCUUCCGCCGAACUCCCCGUAACCAAGCUGGAGAUCAAACCCCUACCGGCGGAUAAUAGCAAGGCGCUACAAACCUCUGGUUCUAUUCUUCCAAUUUUCGGAGGGGCACAGACGUCGGGUGUGAAUGCGCCUUUGGACACCGCCUCAGGGCCUCCGUUGGAGCGUGCCGGUAGCAGUGGGGGCGCAUUUACAUCAGAGGGCCCUAAAAGGAGCGUGCGAAGUCGGCGGACGCCCUCCCGCACAAGCUCGCAGGAGAUGACGUCACCGGAGUCAAGCGAGCCCAGCUCUCCUGCCCACCGGCGCUCGUCUGACAAAGCCCGGGCUGGUGUCAAUACCCCCCCAAAGUUUCCCAGGGACUCCUCCGAAGGAGCCACCAGGUUCGCGAGCGUUCCUGGGCCCCCGGGUACGAAUGCGGAGCGGAGAGGGAACGUUCUGACGUCAGCACAGCAAAGCGUCAGCAAAAGUGACCGGAAGCUUGCGAAAGGGACCUGGGCUCUCGGGGGCGCGGAGCUCGGGCCCCCGGGCGAGCACACGUUUUCGAUGUGGUUGGACGAGGAUAAAAAGCCGCCGGGAUCGGCGAAGCGGGGGAGAGAUGCGUCGGAUUCUGGGGCUGCCUCGACGAGAGGUUCAGCAAAGCCAGUAAGGAACACACCCGCACCUGGGGCAGGCUACCGGGGGACGGUGGGAAAGGGCCCCAAUGAAACCGGGGACUCUAGCCCGGGGCCCAAAGUGCACGGCCGGACUGACUCGGACCUCUCCGUUCGGACGUCCGAGUUCGAGGGGGGAAUCUCGUCAUUUGCGGGCAGCGAGACCAGCUUCGACUCCCCCCCCCACUCGCCUGAGCCGAAGCUGCCGGAAUUCCACCCCCCCGAAAAGUUUGCGGCGUUGUUUGAGGGUCAGACAAAUCAAUCGGGGGGGCCGUCCAAGCCCCCUCGGAGCUCGCCAACCAGAGGCUCCCCGCCGCCGGGGUGGCCGUUCCCGUUGGUCGCCCAACCGCUACCGUCGGGCGCCCCACCAAUACCACCAUUUAUCAAAGACCCCUCGUUCGGUGACGUACUCAAAGAGAGACGGGCUCUGAGUCCAGAACCGUCGGAAGAGCAGGAGAGGGCAACUAGGGAGGAGAGCGUUCCUUCGAACCUUCAAUUCUGGCCAUCGAACGGACCCCCCCAAAACGACGUCCCCACUCCUCCCAUGCCAGGGCGGCCGUUGGCUCGUCCCCCGCUCCGCGCCUCCGAACCUAACCCCACAAACCCUCAGCAAUCGUACAACCCGCUCGUUCACCCCCCUGGUUUUCAACCCGCGGCCCUCAUCAUUCCUAACCCUGGGUUUACCCAACCCGGUCCGAGAAGUCAGAGCUUCGCUUCCCAAAGCUCGACUCCCAGCCCUGAUGUGCCCCCUGGUUAUCGACCGGGUUUAGCGGAACCCUACUCCGGAAGCCCUGGGGUUAGAGACCCCGGUUUCAGAAACCCGCAGCUGAGCUUCGGGUCACAGAGCUCGGGGAAUCAGUCACAGAAUCCGGGUUAUGCUAACCCGGACCUUAACCGGCAGGAUUCGUACGCUCGGAGUUUCGGGUCUCACAGUUCCGGCCUGGGGCAGAGUCCUGCUGCGAUAGGAGGAACGCGGAUGCAGUCGCAGGAGUCCAUACGACGGAAAGGGCUGUGUUCGAUGUGCGGGCAGAAGUCAAACAAGAAAGUGCAGUGCCUUGUAUGCAACAAGAAGUACUGCGAGAGGUGUGUGGAACGCGCCAUGGGAUUCAUGCCCGAGGGGCGGAAGUGCGUUGGAUGCGUCGGAUUGAACAUCGACGAAGCGAACCGACCCCACCUCGGUCGCUCGGACAGCACCAUUCCUGGACUGGCCAAAGACCGGACGUCCGAGAUCCUGAAAGCGGAGCUGGUGUCGGUUGCUAACCUGGCGGGUUCCGAGCGGGUUGUGGUUAACCGGAAGCCGCUAACCCGGGAGGAGCUGGCCGCACUGUUCAAUGCAGAGCGGCCUCCGCCCAGGAUGGAUCGCGGAAACUUUUGGUACGAUGCGCGGUCGGGGCUGUGGGGUAAGAUGGGCCGCCCAUUUGAGCGGAUCGUUGCGCCGGGGCUCGAGGUCGGGGGCCCCUUACCCCAGGACGCAAGCAGCGGCUCCACCCGGGUUUACCUCAACGGACGGGAGCUGGGUAAGCGAGAGUUGCGGCUGUUCAAGUUUGCCGGCGCGAAGCUGAAGUCGAACAAGCGGAUCUGGCUGGACGCAGACGGAGCGUAUGGAGAGGAAGGGGGUCCGGCGAAGGGCAACAUGUGGGAGCUGAAACCGCUUCAGCUGAUGCUGCCCCUGUUCGGCCGCCCCGCGAGCGAGGUCGAGACGCGGCUCGCCAAGGAGCUGCAGGCCGAAGCCGCGAGUAGGGUGUCGAAACUGCUGCUGGUGGGGCCCCCCGAAACGGGAAAGAGCACGUUCGCGCGCGUCGUCCGGGAGAUGUACGGGAGCGGGUUCAGUGAAGAGGAGCAAGCGGGGGAGUUGCGAGCGAUGGUACUGGCGAAUGUGCUGCACUGUGCGAGGAGAUUGCUGGAGGGUCGGAAGGAAAAGUUCGACGACGAAGAGGGCGAAGAGGACCAAUGGAAGUACGGUCUCGAGCCAGAAAACGAGCCGGUUGCGGCGCGGGCGCUUAUGGCGAUUUCCACGGCGCUUGGAAUCGCGGAAAUGGAGAAGGGGAAGUGGCUGACGUUGGACUACAAGCUGGCGGGAGAUCUCCAGCGGCUCUGGCGCGAUCCGGGAGUGCAGGCAACGUUCCGUGUAGGCGGAGACAUUUCCCUGCCCGACUCGACCGACUACUUCAUGGACCGCCUCGCGCAGAUCAGCGCACCAGGAUACGUCCCGUCCUGGGAUGACGUCAUGGCGUGCCAGGUUCUGCACCAAGUCAUCCCGACAGGCGUCACCCAAGUCGACUUCUCCAUCGACGAUCCGGAGCCGUCCGCUCUCUCCCCAACCGUUCCGUUGAGCGGAGGUUUGCCGUCCGUGUACGAGCUGGAAAACGCCGGCCUGGGCGCCCCGUUCUCAGCGGGAAACGCGGUGCCGUCUGCCACGUUCCGGUUGCUCGACGUCGGUCCGGGACAUCUAGCCGAUUCUCCGGGGUGGAGGCGGGCGUGCGACAUGUUCCAAGACGUUUCGGCGGUCCUUUUCUUUGUCGGCCUCAGCGAUUUUGACCGCUUCCACUCCGUUGGCGGCGAGUUCCACAACCGGCUUGAGGACGCGCGCGACUUGUUUGAGUCCGUCAUCAAUUCGCCCAGCUUUGAGAAUAAGCCGAUCCUGCUCCUCUUCAACAAGUUCGACCUCUUUUGCCGGAAGCUCCGCGCAAACACGUCGCUCACCGAGUGCGACUGGCUGGAGGACUACGACCCGGGGGAUCACUCUACGGCCAGCGACCGGUUCCGAGAGGAUGUGGAAGCGCAGAACGCGUAUAUGUACAUAGAGAAGAAGUUCACGGCGCUCGUGGAGGAGCGCAAUAAGCGGGCCCCUCAGGUGGAGGUGCUCGUAUAUAAGCUGUCGGCGGUGCAGCAGGAGUCGGUGGAUAUGGUGCUGAUGCAUUUGCCGGACAUAGUACUGUAA